Molecule: messenger RNA, 1295 nt
Organism: Cylicocyclus nassatus
Lineage: Eukaryota; Metazoa; Nematoda; Chromadorea; Rhabditida; Strongylidae
Source: the annotation of a GenBank genome assembly
GUUCCGUAAUUUUAUUAGUUCCUUUAUGGCUAUGAUGGUUUCCCAAAAGGGAAGUCCGGGCACGAAACCAGCACGGGUCAUUACGAAUAUGAUGCCCGAAUCUGAUACUUUGGUUAUUUUACUGGGAUGGGCUGGUUGUCAUGACCGUUAUUUGAAGAAGUAUGCUGACUAUUAUGAAAAGGCAAGCAUCUCCACAAUCCGCUUUACCACACCAAUCCGUAAAGUGCGCGGCUACCAAUCCUAUCAUCACUUUGCGAAAAAAUUCUACCGAGAAGUCUUCGAAAGAGACGACUUGACUAUUCCUCCUUACGUGUACUUCCAUUGCUUUUCUAUGAACGGCUGUUCUACGUUCACUGCUUUAUGGGAUCUACUCGACAGUCGCAAAGACGGAGAUGAAUUCAAGCAACGUGUUCAGGGAUUGCUGUUUGACAGUUCACCAGCCUUCACGACUCCUGCUCAGAAUGCCCAUGCGAUCUCUUUUGCUUCGAUGCCUCCUCAGCGAUGUCAUGCUAUAUUUAGAGAAAGUUAUCGGGCCCUGCUCUAUGCCUACUUUUCCAUACAUAACGGGUUAAUAUGGAUAUGGUCUUUUAUGGAGAAUGAUAUCUAUGAGAAAUGUUACGCUUACUAUCGAAUGCUGUCGCAAAAGGACCUACCAAAGAGACAAAUUUUCUUUUAUGGACCGUCCGAUGAUGUUUGUUCCGUGGAAUCAAUCGAAGCGUUCGCGGCCUCCCAAGAACAGCAAGGAGUGACGACGUACAUGAACACCUGGAAGGAUUCACUGCACUGUCAGCACUACCGGGUGCACAGCGAGGAGUACGAGAAGUGCUGUCUUGACUUCGUAAGGAACCACCACGACUCCACCGACCACAAUGCGAAUCAGCCGCUCCUUAUCGAGUCUUCCAACUGAAUCUGAGCUUGCGUCCUAGAAUGACGGUGUAUCACGAGUUAUUUAUGUAUAGACCUUGUAACUCUUUGUAUUGACAUUUAGUGACUUAGAAGACCUUAGUUCGCUCGAAAAUUCCAAUUAGCAGCGAGCGGACUUAUCACUCCUUAUCUCCUUACGUCUUCUUUGUCGUUUUCGUAGUCACUACGCUACUAAUGCUCUCGUUUUCUAGAAGUCUAGAAACUCUGCGCUUUGACCCUAAAAUUCCAUCUCAUCUCUCGCAUAAGCCCAUCAUCUGGCAUUGAUUUCCGGUCACACUUACGGUUAGGCAUGAAACGUCCGUGUUGUAUUCUUGUGCGUGUGUGUGUAUCACCAUAGUAUAUGUGUUUGCAGUAAAGAAGUUCAUGUCGCA